Molecule: messenger RNA, 252 nt
Organism: Parnassius apollo (apollo)
Lineage: Eukaryota; Metazoa; Arthropoda; Insecta; Lepidoptera; Papilionidae
Source: the annotation of a GenBank genome assembly
AUGGAUACGCGCAAUGCGAGUUUUGAUCUAUCUAGAAGUCAAGAUAUGGAUAAUUUACUCAAUUUAUUAGAAAACGGAACAAUAUCGGGUCUCGAAAAAGAGAGUGACGAUGAAAUUGUACAGGCAAUACCACAAAAAAAUGUUCGUGUAGGUAGUAACAUAACGCUACCAACCGAAAGAGAGAUAGGUAAUCACUCUGAAGAGGAGGACGAUAUAGUAGAGGAAGAAGACUUAGAGAAGGUAGAAUCUUGA